Messenger RNA from Psylliodes chrysocephalus, 1635 nucleotides. NCBI's taxonomy places the organism in Eukaryota, Metazoa, Arthropoda, Insecta, Coleoptera, Chrysomelidae. The record is from the annotation of a GenBank genome assembly.
UACUAAACCCAAUGAACGUGUGGUAUUGCCCAGUCGUGGCGCCGCUAACUCAUCGUCUCGACGCGAACGUCUGUCACUAUCACAUAAGUCCCCACGUGAGACAGUCCACGGAAACUUAAACCCGUUCUCACAACGCGAUGUUGUUUCUUAAUGCUACCUAAUUCGAGAUCGUAAAACUUGUUGGACAGUUUUAUAACCUUAGUCACGUGCCAGCGUUUAGUGUUGUGUUUAUUGGUCUAUUAGUGUCCCAAUGAAUUUAUGACUUGACUGUUUUUUUGUGUAUAAUUGGCGCUAUGUAAUUAGUUAUCAGAACUAUAAACUGAAAAAUUAACAGAAACUAGUUAAAAUGAGUUCUUAUCAAUUCGUGAAUUCGUUAGCGCAGUGCUAUGGACAACAAGCCAGGUCUGGUGAACAAGCUCAUCAAAGCACUACUCCAGGAGGUGAUUAUUACAAUCCGAAUGCAGCGGCGGCUACGAGUUAUCCUCCAGCUUGUUAUUCACCACCGCAAGUUGGACCGCAAUAUCCUCCUCAUCCUUAUGCAGCACCGGCACCGGGUCAUAAUCUCCAGCCAACCAUGGGAGACUAUACACAACUACAACCUCAAAGAAUUCCAGGAGGUAACAACACACACAUGCACCAUGCCAGUCCUGGCGGACAAAGUCCUGGAAUGUUAAAUCCUUCGGCAGCAAGUUGUAAGUACGCUGACUCGACUUCUUCAACCGGUGUUGCUUCUCCGCAGGAUCUUAGUACGAGUGGCCCACCGACAAGAGCCACUCCACCUCUAACUAUCACUCAAACGAGCAACAAUUCAAAUGCAACCAUUACAUCAAAAAGUUCGGGUUUGACAUCACCUUUAUCAGUAAGUACAUCUCCUAGUGGAAAGCCAGCAACAGGCUCGUCGACCGCCUCUCAAAAUCUAUCAUCUCCUGCGUCAAGUACUAGUUCUACUUCGAGUAACGAAAAAUCAGGAUCGAACAACAAUAGUAAAAGCGGAUCGUCUUCAAAUCCACCACAAAUUUAUCCAUGGAUGAAGCGAGUUCAUCUAGGUCAAAGUACUGUAAACGCAAAUGGUGAAACCAAACGUCAAAGAACAUCAUAUACUAGGUACCAAACUCUGGAGUUGGAAAAAGAAUUCCAUUUUAACCGCUACCUGACGAGGCGAAGAAGAAUCGAAAUUGCGCACGCGCUGUGUUUGACAGAACGACAAAUCAAAAUUUGGUUCCAAAAUCGGCGGAUGAAAUGGAAAAAAGAACACAAGAUGGCCAGUAUGAAUAUCGUUCCUUAUCACAUGUCCCCAUACGGUCACCCUUAUCAGUUUGACCUGCAUCCUAGUCAGUUUGCCCAUCUUGCAACUUAGGAUGUUUUUUGAAUGUGAUUCUGUUGUUAUAUAGAUUUCCACCUGGCUUCCCUCCAGGACGAAGGAUAUGCAUUCCACCAGGCCAUGGGGAUGGGGGGUAUGGGAGGUAUGCAGCGUGGUCUCUACGCUUGCGGCAGUCCCUACAGCUAGCCCUGGGCCACCUAUAAUGGAGACUGCGGCCCUUCGUAGGGCGAAAUCGGAUCUUGGGGCAGUCUUCGAGUCGUGGUAACACUGUGGAUCACGUUAUGGAGUAACCGGGACAGGUCUGUUAAAGUGAG